Bicyclus anynana (squinting bush brown) is the source of this 5334-nucleotide messenger RNA. It is a transcript of the gene Ubx, whose product is annotated as homeotic protein ultrabithorax. Gene Ontology annotation, biological process: negative regulation of transcription by RNA polymerase II; anterior/posterior pattern specification. The record is from RefSeq and is a predicted model, not a curated record. Gene Ontology annotation, molecular function: DNA-binding transcription factor activity, RNA polymerase II-specific; RNA polymerase II cis-regulatory region sequence-specific DNA binding. Gene Ontology annotation, cellular component: nucleus. The coding region runs from base 446 to 1201 and encodes 251 amino acids. Lineage: Eukaryota; Metazoa; Arthropoda; Insecta; Lepidoptera; Nymphalidae. The transcript has 3 exons.
GCGCGCGGGGCGGCGCGCGUGUUCGCUGCGACUCCGGCCGCUUAGUAGACUGCGUGAGUCCAGUCGCGCCGGUCGCUCCCGGCCUACAGUCGCCGCUCUGCUCUCGCGACUGCAAACUUCACUCGCGACUCGCCGCCACACGUGCACUCCGAGCCGAGCCGAGCAGCACGGCACCCGCACGUGACGUCGCAUGACACACACGGGACCGUUUAAAAACUCGUAAAACCGCGGCACGUGCUCCGGAGUCGUAAAAUAAUCGUAAAAAGUAAACACGAGUCGGCCGGCCUUUAUCGCCGAUGAAACACAUUAUGACGGUCGGGUGACGUUUAAUAGGCAAUAAAAUUAAUAAAGUCAACACACAGUCGCCUACAAGUGACGUUCGCUACCUCGCCUCGCGGGGCCGCGAUGACAUAGUGCUCCCGUGACGUCAGUGUCGGACUCCACGAUGAAUUCCUACUUCGAGCAGGGCGGCUUCUAUGGCGCGCACGGCGUGCACCAGGGCGGCGGCGGUGGCGACCAGUACCGCGGCUUUCCCCUAGGACUUACGUACGCCCAACCGCAUGCAUUGCACCAGCCGCGCCCGCAGGACUCGCCCUACGACGCCUCCGUAGCAGCCGCCUGCAAGAUAUACGCGGGCGAGCAGCAAUAUGCCAAGGCCGACUGCUCCAAAGCAGCCGAGCAGCAGAACGGAUACGGUGGCAAGGAGGCCUGGGGCUCGAGCCUCGGAGCACUCGUACGGCCCGCGGCCUGCACGCCCGAGGCCCGCUACAGCGAGUCCUCGAGCCCGGGCCGAGGACUUCCGUGGGGCAAUCAGUGCACGCUACCCGGCGCCGCGGCCUCCGCGCAGCCCGUACAGCACCAGCCCACCAACCACACGUUCUAUCCCUGGAUGGCCAUAGCAGGAGCGAACGGCCUGAGAAGACGAGGGAGACAAACCUAUACAAGAUAUCAAACGCUAGAGUUAGAGAAGGAAUUCCACACGAAUCACUACCUCACGCGGAGGAGACGUAUAGAAAUGGCGCACGCGCUCUGUCUCACGGAAAGACAAAUCAAAAUAUGGUUCCAAAAUCGAAGAAUGAAGUUAAAGAAAGAAAUACAAGCGAUAAAGGAGUUAAACGAGCAAGAGAAGCAGGCGCAGGCGCAGAAAGCGGCGGCGGCGGCGGCAGCGGCGGCGGCGGCGCAAGGGCAUCCCGAGCACUAGCUCGAGCAAGCGCGGCUCGAGCAUCUCGAGCAAGCGCGGCUCGAGCAUGCGCGGCUCGAGCAUGCGCGGCGCGCCUGCUCGCCGGCGACUCGCUCGCAGCCCGCCGAACAUUCUUUAGCUUUGUGUUUGUAAAUUGUUUGUAAUUAUUUUCGUUAUUUAAGUGUUGUUCGGUUGUUGUGAUUAUUUUUUUUAAUUAAUUGUAAAGAAUUAGACUCAUGUUUUCUAAGAACGAAUGAACAAUAAACUAUUUAAUGUUAGAAUAGAAACGGGUCGUAUUAUUUUGUGUUUCGGGUUUUGUUUUUUUUUUUUGUUGAUUUAUUGAAUUUUUUUUAAAUAUUUUAAUUCGCGCUUUCGUCGUAAAUGUUCGCGUUUGAAAACCAGUGCAAUUUUAGAAAUCUCUUCCGUGUAUCAUAGUGUAGGUGUAUGUAGAUGGUGCGUCCCGCAGCGGCCCGGCGUGUGCGGUGGACUCUUACGUUGUACAAAUUUGAUAUGCCUACCAAAGAGACCCGGUCUCGUACCCUUAACGCUAAGUAAACAGUCAUAAGUUAUAAAUCGUUUAUCCGCAAUCCCGGUCAUCGGACUCGAAUGCCGCGCCAUCUGAUCCUUCAAUACUCUCGCAUAAGUAUAGUGUAAACGUGGUCGUGUUCCUGCAGUUUUAAUAGUCGGUGAAGUUUAACAAAUUGCCAUAAAUAUAAGUAGGUAUUUAGGUAGUAGAGGUGUAAAUAGUUAGGGUUACGUCUAUGAUAAUGGAAGUGAGUUUGCGGUGCGCCGGCGCUGGAAUGGGCAGAAAAAGCUCGGAGGGAGUGCAGGCGAGCGCGGGGGAGGCGGGGUGAGGCGGGGCGUGCGGGGAGCGGCGCCGCCGGCCACCGAACAGGACUAGGUGGUCGUCGCGCGUAUAGCGCUGUUGAUCGGUAGGUGUCGCGAAGUGUCGCGCGGUGUCGCGUGUGUCGCGCGGUGUCGCAUGUGUCGCGCGGUGUCGCAUGUGUCGUGUCGCGUGACAUUCGUCAGAGUAAGCGCGUGUGACGGUCCGAGAUGUCUCGCUCAGUUCGCAAUAAAGCGCGGCGCGCGGAUUGUUGUAUUGCCACUUGAUUUACUCCAUUCGGCCGAGUCGGUUUGACGUCGAGAGAUCAAGAUAUCAAACUCGACUGUCGAAUAAAUUUUUGUGCCAGCCCACACGAACGCUUAGGCAAUCGACUGCCGAAGAUUUAUCGUCAAAAUUUCCCGUUAGUAACGCUUACCGAGCACACUCCGCGUAUCACUAUUUCACAAAUAAAAGAACCAGUCGCGAUAUCAUCGUCGACUAUAAAUUAUAUGAUGCUCGUAUGAAAAAUACACGUUUCGAUGUCCGCUUAUUUAUCGCUCACCCUGAGUUAUGUAUGCGUUAUGUUAAUCUCGCUCGUUAUUAAAUAGACGGUUCUAUUAAUAUUAAUUAGCUUCUGUCAAUAUUUUAUGAAAACACGAACGAUAUGUAUGAAUAUUGAGGUCGAGAUUGAGAUAUCCGAGGGCGUCGUGUCGGAUCGCGCGGACGGGCGAGCUAGGUAUCGGUAUCGUGCUGAUCUGCUAUCGCUCCAUCGGCCGGUGGCUGGUCCACACUAGGCUAGGUAGAGUUCCCGCGUUCUGCCGCGUGAUAUAUCGCUCCGCAUCUCCCUGUAUAAAUCUUGAACGCCUGCUGAGGUACACGGGACAUGGCCGCGCCGCAGCCUCGAGCUUCAAAUGGAAUUGUGUUUUUAUUUAUCGUGCGAAUUGUGCCCCACUAUCCCUCACCCGGUAUCGCAGUUUAUCUGCCAAAACACGCAUGGAUCGAUGCAAAAUUUAGCUCUUAAGUUGCCCUGCCUGUAUUACAAUAAAAUACUGUUCUUGCACAUUUAAAUACUGUUGCAUUUCGUAAAUCCUUUUCAUCUGAUUUUUUUAUUACAAAGCGAUAUAUCUGUAGAUAAAUUGGAGCAGUAUUUUCUAGUACAGUUAGUAAUGUUAUGGUUAGAGGAUAAUAUAGUGAAAAAUGUACAAAUACGGUUAUCUGUCGUAGCAACUCAUCACUUGCCCAAAUUGUUUCCUAAGUAGCUUCAUUGAUAACACCAAGUAGUGGGGUCAAAAAACGGGUGACACGUUAACUGCGACAUAUUAAUUAAACGAUAAUAUAUUUCAAAUUUAUGAGGUCUUUAAGACCACCGGCAUAUAGUCACCUGUCAUUUUAUCGUUUUAAAAUUUAUAGGUGAUUUUAUCCAAUUUAGCAGUGACGUGUUAAGAUUACCUAAUGUAAAUAUUUAUAAAACUAGUAUGAAUUAACAACUGAUGUACAACGUCUGUAUACGUUCAGAAAAAUAUUAAUGUCUAAAUGGAACAAUGAAGAGAUAGACUGGCGUGGCGUAGCGUUAGCAAAACACACUCAGCUAAAUAAAUUAAAAAGUAUUUCAUUUUUAAUUAUUACAUUUUCUUAGAUGAAUAGUCCAACGAGAUAUCAAAUAUUUACGAGUAUCAGGAAUGUUAUAGAGCUGUGUAAAAACUUUGUGUUACCAAAACUAUUAAAUACAUAUUUACGUUUGUAAAAUAAAUUCAUGAGAAAACCAAUUCGGCAUAUUAAAUAUUUCUUGAAAUAGUGUCUUUAGACCGAAAAUAAUUCUGAGCAACCUGUAUAGUGGAAAUAUUGUGUUUUGUUUUUAUUUUUUGUGAAGACGUCUCCAAAAUCGUUACUAAAUAUGUUAUUUAUUUGUCAAACCGAAUUUAUUUGUAAACGAGUAUCUAGAUCAUGUUCAUAACAAUCCUGAUAUUUAUACGUAUAAUAGGCACUUACAUAAGUAUGGUGCAUAACCUACUUUUAUUAAAAUCUAUACAACAGUUAUAGAUGAUGGAUUAAAUUAAAUUAUUAUUGUUCCAAGCGUAAAUAUUAGAAGCAAACGAAUACGUCACGUCAGAAACCUAUAUACGUAAUUUAAAAGGCUUUAGUAUGAAAAAUAUUCCAUGUUAGUCGAUAGCUUAACUUAUUCUUAGCUUACCUAUAAUAGUCACUUAAAAAUGACAAGAAUCAAAACUAGUUGUGCCCAGUAUACGAAUAGCUAAUUAAAUUAAGUAAUAAUAUAAUUUAUUUUAAGAUACAGUAGUGGUAAUAUUUUUGGAUUCCUAUAAACAUAUACGUAAUUUGUCUCCUGUAAUUUAGUACUAAUUGUCAAAAAUUUGGUCGUGAUUCUUUCGAUUUUUUUUAAAUGAUCAUCGAACGAAAGUGCCAAAUGCCAGUUUUGUAUUUUUAAUUAGUAGAAUUUUUGGUAAUUUUUAAACAGUUCCUUCAGUUUUUAUGCUGACCUUACACAGUGUCAUAUAUUUUUUUGAGUUUUAUUUUUUUUAUUAUUUUUUAUCUUCAAAGUCUUUACGAUGCAAUUUUCCUCUUUGCAAAUAGUUACUGCUUUAGAUAAGCGUUAACUCCUAGAUUAGGUUUUAAAUUUUGAAUAAGAUUUAAAACAUUGUCUAGAAAGUCUAUUGAAGUGCAAUAACUUUUAUGACAGAGGUUAAAAAAAAAGUCAUAUGCUUAAACUUUUCUACGAUAUACUUAUAUACAUUUUAUACCAAUUUGUCCAUGGCCAUCCACUAUUUUCCUUAUAAGAAAGAAUCUACGUCUAAGUUUUAAUUUAAAACUGUUAAAUAUUAUAUUGUAAAUAUUAAAAAAAAAAACAUCUUAUUUAUGAAGCUUCUGAUAAUUGAAUGUGAAUAUAUUCGGAAUUCAAAAUUUUUUCACUUGUUUUUAAACACACUAUUUUCGAUGUUUAUAUACAAAUUAUUUUAUUAUAUAUACUAUCGUUUAAAUUGUUUAUUUAUUAAUUAAUGCGCGCUCAUGGAAAUACGUAAUUUUUUGUCGUCGGUCAUACGUAAAUAGGUAGGCCCAAUUUAUUGUAAUAUAUCAUAAUUAAUAUUAAUUAAUUAAAUAAAAGAGAAAUACUUAAAAACUCGAGGGAAUCUAGUUAAAUGAUUUUGUGUUUUAUGACUGUAACUACGUGUGAAGAGUUGUGUAAUAUUAUACAAGUAUAUAUUAUACCUAUCACUAUAUAUAUAAUAUGAAUGGAAAGCGAUAUUAUAAUUUUUUGUACAAUAUCGGCUAUAGUGCGAAAUGGAUCUGCAUUAAAUAAAAAUUCUGUUACUGUAAA